Cynara cardunculus var. scolymus (artichoke) is the source of this 809-nucleotide messenger RNA. RefSeq names its product transcription factor MYB14-like. Lineage: Eukaryota; Viridiplantae; Streptophyta; Magnoliopsida; Asterales; Asteraceae. The transcript is spliced from 3 exons. The coding region runs from base 60 to 800 and encodes 246 amino acids. The record is from RefSeq and is a predicted model, not a curated record.
UACUUCAACUUCCAAACUCUCUUCCUCUAACUACAAGAGGAAAAAAUCAAGAUACAAAAAUGGUUAGAGCCCCGUGUUGCGAAAAAAUGGGGUUGAAGAAAGGCCCGUGGACUCGUGAAGAAGACAACAUCCUCAUCAACUACGUUAACUCAUAUGGUCAUGACAAUUGGCGUGCUCUUCCCAAACUAGCUGGUUUGAUGAGAUGUGGAAAAAGUUGUCGGCUCAGAUGGACGAAUUAUCUGAGACCAGAUAUUAAAAGAGGAAAUUUUAGCAGGGAAGAAGAGCAAAGUAUCAUAGAAUUGCAUGCCGCUUUGGGAAAUAGAUGGUCGACCAUUGCAGCCCGAUUACCUGGACGUACAGAUAACGAAAUAAAAAAUGUAUGGCAUACCCACUUAAAAAAGAGAGUAAAGGAGCCCGAAAACAGAUGCAGACUCUCGAGUUUUCAACAAAAAAUAACCAAAUUAAAAGAAGAGGACACUGAAUCGUCACUGUCAUCAUCGGAAAUCAAUUUUGGUGGUUAUGACCGAACAAGUUAUAGUCAACUUCAUUCCCCUCAACAUUCAUAUAGUGAGAUUUCUUCGGCCAUUAUCAUGGAUAAAUAUGACUCGCAAGCUGUGAGAAAAAUUCAGAACGUAGAUGAAGACUUUUGGUCAGACAUUUUCUCAAGUGAAAACUCUAGUAAUUUUACUACGGUGGAACGAGGAUACAAGUACAAGUCUAGCAUGUUUGAUGACAUGCAAUUUUGGUUCAAUGUACUCACGAGAGGGGAUGAGUUAUCAGGAAUCUACGCUCCAAAGUAGUUUUUCAAA